Molecule: messenger RNA, 1764 nt
Organism: Pelmatolapia mariae (spotted tilapia)
Lineage: Eukaryota; Metazoa; Chordata; Actinopteri; Cichliformes; Cichlidae
Product: ceramide kinase family protein
Exons: 13
Coding region: 1-1764 (587 amino acids)
Biological process (GO): phosphorylation; ceramide metabolic process
Molecular function (GO): ceramide kinase activity
Source: RefSeq, a predicted model, not a curated record
AUGGAGACUGACCUGAGGUUGGAGUCAAGUUUGUGGAUCGGAAAUAAAAGAUAUCGGGCCGUCCUCACAGGUUGGCAUUUGAAAUGGACUGAGGCAGAUAAAAAGAAUGGUGACAAGAAAACAGUUUCAGUACCUGUGGCAGAGGUGGUUGGAGUGGAGAACGGUCGGGUGGAGAUCUUGCCCCAGAAGUCAGUUGAAGACACAGACAAAGAUUUCACAGUUUUCUACAUCAAGCGUAGCAGAAGUAGAAGCACUUAUGGGUUGUUGUGGAGCCUGGGCCGGACCCAGUUCAGCUGCCCCAGUCGGGUCCUCAGAGACCAGUGGACAAAUCACCUAAGGACUGCCCUCAAAACUCACAGUCCUUUGCGUCCGCAUAGACUGUUGGUGUUCAUCAACCCAUUUGGAGGAAAAAAGAAAGGAAGAGAGAUCUACCAUUCACUUGUUGCCCCUCUGUUUGAGCUGGCUGGGAUCAGCUCUCAUGUUAUAGUGACUGAACGGGCUAACCAGGCCAGAGACCACCUCUUGAAGAAAGAUCUGACAGGCUUUGAUGGUGUGGUCUGUGUGGGUGGCGAUGGCAUGUUCAGUGAAGUACUUCAUGGUUUGAUUGGGCGGACACAACAAGAGGCAGGUCUUUGUGAGACUGAUCCCGCUGUCACAUUGCAGCCAUGCCCACUUCAUAUUGGCAUCAUCCCUGCAGGUUCCACAGACUGUGUGUGUUAUGCCACAGUGGGGGUUAUUGAUCCUGUUUCUUCAGCUUUGCACAUCAUUAUUGGAGACUCUCAGCCAUUAGACGUAUGUUCAGUUCACCAUGCUUCCACCCUGGUACGCUACUCGGUAUCUCUGGUGGGCUAUGGCUUCUAUGGAGACGUACUGGCUGAGAGUGAAAAACACCGCUGGAUGGGACCUCUUAGAUACGACUAUUCAGGUACAGUUGUGUACCUGAGCAACAGAAGCUAUGCGGGCAUAGUUCAGUAUCUACCAGCAGACCCACUGCUCUCCAGCCCUAGAGAUAAAACGCGCUGCCUCUCAGGGUGCAAUGUGUGCUCCAGAAGUACAGAGCGACUAUUCCCACACACUUCUGAUUCAGGCUCCCUGUACAGCUCCCACUUCAGCCAGUACAGCAAUGACUCUGAAGGUGAAUGGGUGAGUGUGGAGGGCAGGUUCAGGUGUGUAUCGCUCACUUGUAUGUCCAGCUCAUGUGCCAGGAGCCCAUUAGGUCUCUCUCCAUCUGCUCAUCUGGCAGACGGAACAGGGGAUCUCAUCCUAGUAUGGGACACUCACCCACUGAGCUUCCUCAAGUUCCUCUACAGACACACAAGCACACAGGACCAGUUUGACCUGCCGUUUGUGGAGGUCCAUCGAGUGAAGGCCGUCCGUUUCUCUCUCCCAGAUGGCAGAGAAGAAGAGGUGCAUGAAGAAAUCGGAGAGCUGAAUCGCACAAUAGGUGGCGAAGAGCGAGAAUACGUGGACACUGUAAGCAGAAAUGGAUCUCAGCAGCAAUUGGCACAGAGUGUGGUGGAACGAGAGAAGAUGAACGAGCACAAAACAGUGGCUCCUAUCCUGUGUGGUCUGUGCCGCAAAAAGACUCCAGCUGUGUCCGUGUGGAACUGUGAUGGAGAGAUUCUGCCUUUCACUGAGAUCUUCUGCAGGAUCCAUGGUCAGCUGGUACGUCUGUACGCCAGGGGCAUUGAGGACGGAGCAGCCAUGCAAAACUGCAGCCAGGAGAGUGACAAGAAUAAAAGUAGAUGCAUCACAUACAAAUAG